CACUAGAUAUGGAGUAUGACUAUAGGCCCAUAGACAACAAAAUGGAGUAUGACUAUUGGUCUACAAACAAGUUCUCAGUCAUCCAGACUUUACCAUAGAAGAUAUUCAGUAUUUAGCCUUUAGGAGAUUAAGAUACUUACCUUACAAUAACUUAUCCCCUUAUCUUGGAGGAAUUUGUGACUGAGGUGGGACAGCCGUCGCUUUCUCCGGCAGGUGAUGUCUGACCUCUCCAAAUUUCGGCGGGCUAAACUCUUGCACGUCUUCAAUACAUUCUUCGAUGUUAACGGAAGUGGAGAGAUCGACGAGAAGGACUUGGAGAUCGCCACACAGAAAGUGUGCGGGGCCCGAGGGUGGACCCAGGAGGACUCCCACUACAACAAGACGCGAAACACGCUACGCACCCUGUGGACGGUCCUCACCAGUCGGGCGGACAGAGAUCAGGAUAGUCAGGUCUCAGUAGAGGAAUGGUAUUCUGCCUGGCAGGAGGACGAGUCUGACCGGGAAUGGAGCCACAGAUUUCGGGAUUUGAUGUUCCUCUUAGAAGACGCCUCAGGUGACGGCCAUAUCGACGUGGACGAGUACGUGGCCCUCUACACAGCCUUAGGCCUAACGGAAUCCGGAUGUCGCGAGGCCUUCAGAAGAGUCCAGAAGGAGGACUCGGGAGCCGUGACCAAAGAGAAAUUCGACGAGCUCUGGGAGCAGUACUUCCACUCGGAGAACGCCGACGCCCCCGGCAACUUCAUCUUCGGGAAAUUCGACUUCUAAAAAAUCGAUCCCCCCCCCUAACCCCCCCCCCCCCUCUCUUGCUCUCUUGCU
Messenger RNA from Macrobrachium nipponense, 816 nucleotides. It is a transcript of the gene Scp2, whose product is annotated as calexcitin-1-like. NCBI's taxonomy places the organism in Eukaryota, Metazoa, Arthropoda, Malacostraca, Decapoda, Palaemonidae. The record is from RefSeq and is a predicted model, not a curated record. The transcript has 7 exons. Gene Ontology annotation, molecular function: calcium ion binding. Bases 217 to 765 code for a protein of 182 amino acids.